Molecule: messenger RNA, 1996 nt
Organism: Amborella trichopoda
Lineage: Eukaryota; Viridiplantae; Streptophyta; Magnoliopsida; Amborellales; Amborellaceae
Gene: REP
Product: Rab escort protein
Biological process (GO): small GTPase-mediated signal transduction; intracellular protein transport; protein geranylgeranylation
Cellular component (GO): Rab-protein geranylgeranyltransferase complex; nucleus; cytoplasm
Molecular function (GO): GDP-dissociation inhibitor activity
Source: RefSeq, a predicted model, not a curated record
CUCUCUCUCUCUCUCUCUCUCUCUCUCUCUCUUAUGUCUUAAUUGCAUUUACCCUUUGUGUUCUUCGACACUCUCCCUCUGUCUCUCAUGGAGGAGCCGCCCUACCACCCCAUUGAACCUUGCAACUUCGAUCUAAUCCUCUCAAACACAGGCUUUCCGCUUUCCAUCAUAGCCGCGGCGGCCUCCAUUGCUGGAAAAUCAGUUCUCCACUUAGACCCCUCCCCCCUCUAUGGCUCCCACUACUCCUCUCUCCCCUUGGACUCCUUCAUCUCUUUCUCUCAAAACUCUAACCCUAAUCCCUCCCCUUAUUCAUCUCCUGACAUGCCAGACGAAGAGGCUGACUAUAGGGCCCUAACCGUAGAAUACAGGCCUCUUUUCUCUGCUUUCGAGCUCUCUACCCACUCUUCUGACCACUUGGGUCCCUCAAGAAGCUUCAAUUUAGAUUUGUCGGGACCUAGGGUUUAUCUCUCUAGGGAUUCAACUGUUGAUUUGUUGUUGAGAUCAGGAGCUAACAAUUACCUGGAGUUUAAGGGUAUGGAGGCGACCUUCAUUUGGUAUGAGGAUGGGCUUUUUAUGGUGCCUGAAUCAAGGAAUGCAGUGUUUAGGGAUCAGAAAUUGGGGUUUUUGGAGAAAAGGCAUUUGACUGGUUUUUUCAAGCUUAUUCGUGAGGGUGGUUUCGAUGAGAGGGAAAUGGAGGGUUCCUUUGUGGAGUUCUUGGAGAAGAAGGGGAUCUCACCUCUUAUCAAAUCGAUUAUUUUAUAUGCAAUUGCUUUGGCUGACUAUGACCAAGAGAAACCAAAAGAUCACAACAAUCUUCUUAGUACAAGGGAUGGAGUAGAAAGUUCUUCUCUCUACCUCUCAUCUGUGGGAAGGUUUCCUAAUGCUCCGGGGGCCUUUAUCUAUCCCAUGUAUGGCCAAGGAGAACUUCCACAGGCAUUUUGCCGAUGUGCUGCCGUGAAAGGCGCCAUUUAUGUCCUGCGCAUGCCUGUGAUAGCACUACUAAUUGAUAAGGAGACUGGGCACUAUAAAGGCAUCCGGGUUUCCUCAGGCCAAGAUCUGUUCAGCCAUAAGUUAGUCUUGGAUCCAUCCAUUGCUGUACCACCAAAAGUGUUCUCUCCAACCGAGUUGCACAACAAGGAGUUUGAGGGGCUAAGUCUUGACAAUGCUAUAAAAACUCCAAAGCUGAGCAAAUAUGUUGCUAGAGGUGUGUUCUUGACAAGAACCUCUCAAAAGCCUGGACUAUCCACCUUGCUGGUGGUCUUUCCUCCACGAUCAUUGUAUCCUGAGCAGAUGGCAACCGUUCGGGCUCUACAGUUAGGGAGCAAUGCAUCAGUUUGCCCUAAUGGAAUGUUUGUUGUGUAUAUUUCAACACCAUGUGAUGAUGCCGCAAAAGGAAAGGAAGUCCUUCGUGCUGCUAUGAAUGUUCUUUUCAUGAUUCCUGAUGCAAUCAGCUCUGAAAAUCUCACGCCAACAAGUGAAGGUGUACAGAGAGAGGGAAAGCCAGUUUUGUUAUGGUCUGCUCUAUAUAUCCAAGAGAUGAUAGAGGGUUCAUCGAACCCAGUUUACUAUUGCCCAACACCGGAUGAGAAACUUGACUACAGAGGGAUAUUAAAUUCAGCUACUAAGUUGUUUCAUGAGAUGUAUCCAUCAGAAGACUUCUUUUCCCAAGCAGCAGCCAUGGAAAGCAGUGUGGAGAAUGAUAUUAAUUCGUUGGAUUGAGGCACAACUGAUUGGGAUGGAGUUUUUUUUUGGGAAGAACUAUAUUAUUUUCAUUGUUUUUGGGGCAAACAUAGUGAAUAAUUUGAUUCGAAAUUAUAGGAUUUACUGAAUGGAGAGAAUUGCCAAGAGUUGAAUCAAUGCUUCAAAAAAUGCUGGGCAGGGCGCCUGAGCCCUGAGGUAAAAAAUUGCAUAUAUGCCCUAUCAAUUUUGUAUUUACAUGUAUUCUGACUUUUUCUUGAAAGUAUAUAUGCAUGAAUGUUGAAAUGUGUUGUAUUAA